AUGUGUGGCUCAACUUCAGACAUAAUCAGUGAUCUUCCAAACAAUGUAAAAAAAGCAAUCUUGUUGUGUUUAUCAAUACAAGAUGCGGUGAGGACUAGUGUUUUAUCAACAAAAUGGAGGUAUAUGUGGGCGAACCUUCCCCAACUUGUAUUUGAUGAUAUGUUCUGUAGAGAAUCAAUCAGAAAACGAAUGAAUAAACUUCUGCGGGCUAUUUAUCAAGUUCUAUUACUUCACCGUGGACCAAUACACAAGUUCACUCUCUCUUUAUCUAGACUAAAAGGCUAUUCUGUGAUCGACCAGUUGAUACUUUUUGUUUCAAACAAUGGUAUCCAGGAAUUGACCCUUCACAUUUGGAAGGGUGAAUGUUACAAAUUGCCAUCAUCACUAUUUUCAUGUCUAGAACUUAAGAUUUUGAUUCUUAGUUCUUGUAUUUUUAAGCCUCCACCUAAAUUUAAAGGAUUUAUCGGGCUCCUUUUCCUGGAGUUUUAUGAAGUUGGCAUCACUGCUGACAUAUUUUCAAGUUUGAUCUCUGGUUGCCCACUACUUGAACACCUGAUCAUUUUAAACUCAACCUAUUUCGGUGACCUUGAAAUUGCUGCUCCUAAUCUUAUAUAUUUAUUCUGUGGCGCCCUUUUCAGUUCUAUUUGUUUCAAAAAUACCCUUCAGCUUGCAAGAGUUACCUUUUGUUUGAACAUGUGCGCGAAUGAGGAAGUAUUCAACAAAGGAAAAUCAUCCAUGGUCAUGCUUUUUGAUAGUCUACCUGUCAUUGCGUCGUUGCAAUUGGACUAUUAUUAUGCCAAGAUAUAUGGGUACAAUAACUUUGCAGGAUUUUUGUCUGCUUAUGUGGCUAGACCUCUGUUUGACAAGCGUUUGAAUGCUAUUGCCCGUGGGUUGGGUCCUGAGUCGUGGGCCAGACCCUUUUGUGGGCCCACCGAUAUCAGUACUUAUGACACUGUUGAUGAUGUUAUUGUUGAUCCUGUUCUAGAACUUCUAGAAAUGCAAGACUGGUCAGAUGUCUCUUUAAAUCAACUUCGAGAGGUGGAGAUGACAAAGCUAUCUGGGACAAGGUCUGAAUUGGAGUUUAUUAUGCUUCUAUUAGCCAAAUCACAAAUGCUGGAGACAAUGCAUAUUGAGCCGAACUCAGCGAAUGUUGUUGAUGGAGGACUGAUGAUUUUGAAAGAGGUGACACGAUUUCGCCGCUUAUCACCCCAAGCAGAAAUCAAAUUCAAAAAUCCAGUUUAG
Messenger RNA from Camellia sinensis, 1242 nucleotides. The record is from RefSeq and is a predicted model, not a curated record. NCBI's taxonomy places the organism in Eukaryota, Viridiplantae, Streptophyta, Magnoliopsida, Ericales, Theaceae.